Oryza brachyantha (malo sina) is the source of this 1671-nucleotide messenger RNA. RefSeq names its product BTB/POZ and MATH domain-containing protein 3-like. NCBI's taxonomy places the organism in Eukaryota, Viridiplantae, Streptophyta, Magnoliopsida, Poales, Poaceae. Gene Ontology annotation, molecular function: protein binding. The coding region runs from base 335 to 1537 and encodes 400 amino acids. Gene Ontology annotation, biological process: protein ubiquitination. The record is from RefSeq and is a predicted model, not a curated record. The transcript is spliced from 4 exons.
AAGUGAGUGUUGAAGAGAUGGAUGUCGAAGAAAGAAAGAAAGAAAGGAAGGAAGGAAAGAAAAGGAAAGGAAAAUAGAGAGAGGGGUCGGAGGGAGGCGUAGAACAACUUUACCAACUAGAGAGAGAAGAAGAGAACCCGAACCCUCCUCCCUCCGCCGUCGUCAUCAUCGACCAAUCCACACGGCCGCCGCCGCCGCCGCCUCCUCCUCCUCCCUGGAGGCCACGGCUGCCGCCUCCAAUCCACACAGAAGCCUCCCGCUGCUGAUUCCAUUUCCAUCCAUCCGCCCCCCCAAAUCAGAUAGAUAGAUAGCCUAGGGUUGGGCAGCGGAUGCCAUGACGGUGCCGCCGCCGACGCCGCCCCCCUCGUGGUCUCGCUCCGUCACGGAGACCGUGCGGGGAUCUCACCAGUACACCGUCAAGGGCUUCUCCAUGGCCAAGGGCAUGGGCCCCGGCCGCUACGUCACCAGCGACACCUUCGCCGUCGGCGGCUACCACUGGGCCGUCUACCUCUACCCCGACGGUAAGAACCCCGAGGACAACGCCAACUACGUCUCCGUCUUCGUCGCCCUCGCCUCCGACGGGGCCGACGUCCGCGCCCUCUUCGAGCUCACCCUCCUCGACCAGUCCGGCCGCGGACGCCACAAGGUCCAUUCCCAUUUCGACCGAUCCCUGCAGGCCGGACCCUACACCCUCAAGUACCGAGGCUCCAUGUGGGGUUACAAGCGCUUCUACAGAAGAUCACUCCUAGAAUCUUCCGACUUUCUCAAGGACGAUUGCCUUGUAAUGAACUGCACAGUAGGCGUCGUCAAGAACCGUCUCGAAACCCCAAAGAACAUUCAGAUCCACAUUCCGCCUUCUGACAUGGGCCGUUGCUUCAAGAACCUUCUCAACCUCGGCAUUGGAUGUGACAUAACUUUCGAGGUUGGUGAUGACACAGUCCAGGCACACAAGUGGAUUCUUGCUGCUCGCUCCCCGGUAUUCAAAGCCCAAUUCUUUGGUCCUAUUGGGAAUCCUGACCUACACUCGGUCACUGUGGAGGAUGUUGAACCUGUUGUUUUCAAGGCGAUGGUGAAUUUCAUAUACUCCGAUGAACUUCCUAGUAUUCAUGAACUAGCUGGAUCUGUCUCAACAUGGACAUCGACAGUAGUAGUACAGCAUUUGUUGGCAGCAGCUGAUAGAUAUGGAUUAGAUCGGCUACGUCUCCUAUGCGAGGAAAAGUUAUGUGAUGAACUCACAGCUGAAACAGUUGCAACAACCUUAGCCCUAGCUGAACAACAUCAUUGUACUCAGCUGAAAUCUGCUUGCCUAAAGUUCACUGCCGUUCGGGAAAAUCUGGGAGCUGUGAUGGAGACAGAAGGAUUUAACUACUUGGAGGAGACAUGCCCGUCCCUACUGUCCGACUUGUUGGCUACUGUCGCAGUGGUGGAUGAUGAUUCUGCAACAUUAAACCGGAAGAGGGGAGUCAGUGGUAACGAAGGAGCGAAUCCCGUGGAGAGCGUGGAGGCUAGUGAAAGGCGCAUCCGCAGGAGGGUUUAGCCGGUUAGAACUGAUGUAGCUUUCUUGUUGGUUCCUACUCUCUAUGCUUGCCAUCACUGUACACUAUGACCGUAGUUGUGUCGUGAGCUGUCAUGUUAUUAGUGGUGAAAGUUUAAUUUGGACACCAUUAACCA